Cinara cedri is the source of this 4562-nucleotide messenger RNA. Lineage: Eukaryota; Metazoa; Arthropoda; Insecta; Hemiptera; Aphididae. The record is from the annotation of a GenBank genome assembly.
UGAUCACCGUCGCAAAUUGUCUGCAUUGUAUGCGUGCGUGAUUUUCGCCUCCCGUUGACAUUCGACAGUGUUCUCUCAAUGCGCGUGCGCACGUUAAUAACACCAAAAAACAAACAAGGUACUUACCUCUUUUUAUUUUUCGAUCAUUUUACUUAUCCCACUCGGAUACCUAGAUAAAUAUUAAUCCAUUUUCGCCGUCGUGUGCGCGUGUCGUCGACGAAUACCAAUUAUUGAAACGACAGUAAUAAUAAUUUCGGUAAUCAAUUGAUUACCUAUUCGAUUUCCGUGUUGUCUAAUCAUCUUUUUCGGAUAUUGCUGUUGGUUAAACUUAAACUCAGCUUGUCGUCUACCUUAAAAUUGUGAAUUUAUUUAUUCUCAGAAAAAAAAUAAAACGCCAACGUAUUUCCAUUAUACUAUAAUAUUUUAUAUGUACUAUUUUUAUUUGCCGUACUGAGUACGAGAACUAUGCCGAUACAGACUUGUGCGAAAACCAGCAUUAGCGGAUGUAGAUUCCACUGGUUGUCCUACACCCAUGAAAACUCCCCCAUUGUCACCACAACGUAAAGAAGAUUUAGAGGAUGCUAAUGGUGAUAAAGAUUCCUCCAGCAACAGUGGUGAUGUAGCAGCAGCAACGAAUACUUCAACAAGUAUUGGUGGGCGCCUUACAUUUUAUAAAGGUAAUAUUUACUUAUGAUUUUGUAGUAUAUUAUUGUAUAAAAAUUAAAAUUAAACUACUUAUUUUAAUUAAAAUCCAUUACAUUGUGUGUGUUUUGUAUAUCAUCGUUAUACUCAUAUAGAGUACUGUUCAUGGGUAAGCCACUGUUAUAAGUGAAAAUUGUAUUACCUAUGUUAUGUGUAUGAAUUGAAGUAGGUAUAUAGAGUAAUUUAGUUUAUAUCUGUAUGCAAUAAUAAAUCAUUAUUAAUUAAAAAAGAUGUUGAGCAAAACAUUUAAAAUUGUGUUAAUUUGUAACUUGGUAAAUAAUAAUAUUGCCUUAUUUGUUUGUAGAAACAUUAGAAUUACAUUUCCGUGGAACCAAAAUAGUAGUAAAGAAGUAUUAAGAUAAAUUGUAUAAUAGUAGAUACUCAAAAUGCUUUAAACUUAAAUAUGUAUAUAUAAAAAAAAAUUGUGAAUAAAGAUAUUGAAUAGUUUUAUAACUAGUGUCAUAAGAACAACUUAGGUAUAAUGAGCCUUGUAUCAUAUUUUCAAACAUUUUCAUAAUGCUAUACAAAUUUUAUUAAAAUAAAAACUAAAAAGUUGAUAAUUUCAAGUGGCUAUAUUUACAUCAAAAAUGGCAAUAAUUUUUUAAAAUUUCAUCACCUUUAGAAAAAGUUAAAAAUAACCUCCAACAUACAACUAGAAAAAAAUUUGCUAUCAGAAACCACCAUUGAUGGUGAUAAUUGAAAUAAAAUUUUCUACCGAAAAUUUUUUUACAAACAUUCAAGAUCAUGCAUUAUAGUAAAAUCAUAAAUAUAUAGUUUAAAAUAUUACAGCCAAAGUGCUGUGAAAUUUAGGUUAGUGUUUUGUUUAAACAAGUACUUGUUACCGAAAUAUUACUUGAGUAAAAAUAUGGUUUAGUAAUAAAUCAAUUGCAAAAUAAAUUAAGUAUGUAAAAUAUAUUAAUUUAAAAUAUAGGUGCCUAAUAGGUUAAUAGUUAAAACUAAAUACUAUACUUUUAAACUAAAUACUUAAAAAAUUGUUUUAUCUUAUAUUAAUUUCCCAUGUCUACCUAAUACCAUAUUAUACCUACUACCAAUUAGUUACUAAUUAUUUAUAACUAUUUAUAUGGCUCAGAUUUUACAAUAUAUCAAGAUGCAUAUUUUAACUGGGGAUUUUUUUUUUUAAGUUUAAAUUUCAUGUAAAUAUUUUAUCAUUUCAUAAUAAUCGAAAACAGUACAAAAUUUUAAAUUUACUUAUUAAUGAUAUUAUUUAAUAUUAUUUUUGCCAUAUUACCAAGAUUCUAAAUGUUAUGAUUUCUCUGGUCACUUAUUUUUUUUUAAAGAAAUUUAAAACAAAAAAACUUAUUAAUAUUUUUAUAUCUAUUUUUUUUUUUUUACACAGAUGGUAAAUUUAUAUUUCAACUUGCUGCACAUCAUCAACAUCAACCAUACAAUAAUCAAUCCACUAUAACGACUCCAUGCCGUUGGGUACCUGUACCGACAGUACUUCAGCAACAAAAAAAUAACGUUAAGAGUUUACCGGUUGUAAUUACAGGUAGUAGUACAGACACGUUAAGUAGUCCUCAUAAAAAGUACAGGUCGGGACAGCCAGAAGUUCUACUACAACAACAAAGACGACAGGAUGUUGACAACAGUAUGAAAAAAACUGUUCUUUCUCUGCCUCAAGUAUUGCCUGCCAACGAUCACAGCAUAACAGCGAUUUUAUCUGGUGGUGAAAGCAGUUCGCCGCCAAUUUUAGUGAACAACAAAGCAUCCCCUGUGCCAUACAGGCAUCAUACCAGUAGUAGUAGUAGUAGUAGUAGUAGUAGUAGAAAAAGGUCGGCAGUUGAAACAACGACUAUUGCGCCGAUUCCUUUAGUACCUGUUGUUGGUACCGGUUCAAUUGACCACAGUGCUAGAAUGUCAACCAUGGUGAUACCUCCUCCUACAGCCAAUGUUAAUGUAGUCAAUGACCCUUCAGUUGCACUGACUUCUCUUCAUCAAUUGCCAACUCUUCACCUUCCAAAUGUGGCUUCUGCAGCUGCAGCUGAUUACUUUAAUGUUCUGUACCAUCAAGUGGCUAUGGCUGCUAUUGCCUAUCAAACUCAUCCUCAGUUAUCAAAACUACAGGCACCACCAUCUUUGCUAUCCUCACAAUAUCCUUCUGUGUCGCCUUCAAUUGUAACACCGAGAAUUUUACAUCAACAGCAACAGUACCACCCAGCACCUAUGGUACAACAACAGCAACAAAGACCAUUGCCAUACCAGCAUCGACUACAACAUACAAAUGUUGGUGCAAAGAAAAGAACAUUGGGUACGAUGGGAUAUGAUGGGGGCCUAGAAGCAAAAAAUUUAACUACUGUGGAUGAAGAGUCAUCCUCUUCCACUGGUGAGUCUACUAAUUAAAAAAAUGAUGUUAAGAUUUAAUUCAAAGCUACAAUAUUGUAAUUUUUCUGGCUUUUUUCAGAUUUACUCACUAUUUUUCCAAAUCUGCCACUUAUCUCACUUUUGCCUUAAUACCAAGAGGUAUAGAGACAGAAUUGGUUAAGAAUGUCAUAUCCUUUCCUUUCCAAAGUAUAUAUUACAUUUUUUAAUAUAAUUUUUAUUGAUUUUGAAUUUGCUUCCAACAUUAAAAUUGUUAGCAUUUCAAAAUUAUAAUGUCUACUUAAAUAAAUAGUUCUAAUAAUAUUUUUUAUCUCCUAUUUCUAUUGAAAAACUAUACUUUUAAUUUUCAAAAUAGUAAUUUCCUUUUAUAUUUCAAAUGUUUAAUACAAAUUAUUUUUUAAUAAUCAAUGUCAAAUAUUGGAAAAUUGUUAAUCAGUUUGUAUUAAAAACUUAAAUUAUACCUUUUUACCAAUUAAUAAGUUUUCUUGUCAUUUUUAUUUUUCUUUAUAGAUUGUAUGCCACUAAACCUAUCUAAGGAUUCUGGUAGUGAAAAUGUUGAGAGUGCAAGUACUACGACAACAGUCAGCUGACACUCUAGCAAAAAUUACUACAAUAGACAAGCUAUUAAUGUUAGAUUGUUAAGCCUUUUUUUAUGAUUAGCUGAAUAUACUAUUUAAUUAUUGUCAUCUUGAAUACUAUGUACUGUACAAUGCGAUAAUGUGUAUGAGAUAAAAAAAAGGAAUUAUAUUUUGUAAAUACAUACAUACAUCUAGAAUGUAUGGUAUGUAUGUUAUAAUCAUUUAUUUGAAUUAUCGCAUAUUGUUGUUUUAUUAUGUAAAUAAACAUAACAUUAUUUUUUAAAAAAAAGGAGUGUGUGUCAAAAGUAAAUUAUUUGUUACAAUAAAAAAACAAUCAAUUUCAUUGUGAUAAUAUAUUUUUUUUUUUUAUGCUUAAUGCUACAAUAAGUAAUUAGAUUUAGAUAUUUGUGAUCUUUAAGUUUUUCACAGCACUGCUUGAUAGAUUGUACAGUGUUGUUAUUUUAUUUGGUUAUGAAUCAAAAUCAUUAAUUGUUAUCAUACAAAAUUUGAAAAACUGCUGAAUAUUUUAUAUCACAAAAUUGUAAAUAUUAAAAGUGAAAAAAAAAUUGAGGAUAUAUAUUGUAAAGUUUAUUAAGGACUAUGAAAUUUAAAAUUAGGUGAAUAAUAAUAUUAAUAUUAAAUAUAUAAUUUUAUUUAUAUUAUAAUAUUACAAAAUUAAAUUAGUUAUUAUUAUAAUAUUUUAUGACAAAAUAUUACAUCCAAUGAUAUUUGGUGAACUACCUAUAAGUUGACAUGAUGCACACCAUGGUGGUAAUCAAGUUAUCAAGAAAACCUUGAUACCUGCUCAAAUAGACACCAUUGAAAAUUUAGUUGAAUCACUUAAAUCUAAUAGAAUAAAAGAUGAAUUGUUAUUAUAUAUUAAGAAAAAGAAAAAAGAAUGUACCUAUAACAUAAAUAAAAAUGAUCAUUAAUGAACCUGAA